AUGUAUGCACGAAAGCCUUCGAAUAUUGCUACUUCUACUACUAAGACUACUGCCACCAACACCACAGCUGCCGGUGCGUUUGCUGCUCAAGGUGAUUCUGCCACUACUGGUGGAAGAGGAGACGUAAAGGCAGCAAAGAAAGUGGCCAAAUACGCUGAUAUGAUCGGAGACGUCGACGACAGACGCAUCUGUCGAGCUGCUCGCCUCACCGGCUGCAUAGCACGUCUUAACACCUCCAUCGCAAGACGAAACAAGCAUGGUGACCUGUGCUUUGUGGUGACGGUGGAAGGAAGACGGGACUCGGACGUGCGGAGGUUCAAGAACCUAAUACGCGACAGGUUUCCUGACAUCUUCUUCCCGAGUGCUUGA
Molecule: messenger RNA, 369 nt
Organism: Rodentolepis nana
Lineage: Eukaryota; Metazoa; Platyhelminthes; Cestoda; Cyclophyllidea; Hymenolepididae
Source: the annotation of a GenBank genome assembly